This is a messenger RNA of Paramecium octaurelia, 1536 nucleotides long. Lineage: Eukaryota; Ciliophora; Oligohymenophorea; Peniculida; Parameciidae. The record is from the annotation of a GenBank genome assembly.
AUGAAAUAAUCUAGUAACAAUGCAACCACUAUUUAACAAUAUAAGGAAGUGGUUCAAAAGUUUUAACAUUUCUUGGAAGAGAGAGCCAAGCAAAAGCAAAAGUAAGACGAUAAAUUGAGUAUUGCAAUCAAAAGAAUCAAUUUGCAUUCUCUCCUACCAACAUUAUAAUCAGAUCAUCACCAAUAGAAAAAUAGAAUUAGCAAAAGACUGUCCACUUUAUAAAAGGAAUAGUAUUCUCAAUUUAAACAGGAAUCUAUAGAUCAAAUAUCCAACAAUAUUUAAAAAUCAAUAGUCACUCCUUAUUCAAAUUAUGUUAGUUAAUUUAAGCACGGGAAAUCACAAUCCAAUUUAGAUGCAUUUUAAUAAUUAGGAUUCUUUCAUGGACUCUAUAAAUGUGAUAAACUUGAACAUCAGUCUAGAUAUAUUUCAGUCAAGGACUUGAAUCAGAAAUAAAGGAAAUAGUCUGAUGAGUGCUAAGAUAAUUACAUUCAUCUGCCAACUCUAUAAUAACCACAAAAUGAAUUGCUUAAGUAAGUCUCUAAGAAACAUACAUCUAAAAAGGCUUCACAUGAAGAAAUCCUCUACACCAAUAGAUGGGAAAGAGACAGAGGUAAUAAUGUAGUGAGGAUUGACAGAUUCGAAGUUGAUAAGCUAACCAAAGAUGUUGUUGAGUAUAUCUUCAAUUAAGAUAUAAUCAAGAUAUUUUUUGAGAACAAAAAUCAACUUUAAUUGUAAAAUAUGUUGUAGGAAUUACUUAAAGGGGUGUAUUAUGAAAGUGUAAUUAAUUUCGAAUAGAUGAUUUCAUAUUUUACUUCACUUCAAUUCUCUUACCUAGAAAUCUUUUACAUUAAGUAUGCCAUAGCUUAGGUAUUAAUUAAUGCUCAUUACAACUUUCUCUUUAUUGAAAGAGCUCUCAAUCAAUUUGAAGAGUAUAGGUAUUUGAUAUAAAAACCUAUUCCAUUCAUUACUCAACUUUUUGAUAACAGCUUUUACUCUUCCUUAGCCAAAGAUCUGAUGAUGAGAUUACUUAGAAGUGUUGCCUAUAAUAAGUACUUAUAAACCCAGAAAUUUGAAAGUGAAUAAUUUAUUGUGGCCAUUAAAAAUGGGCUUUUCCCCUAUUUAGUUGGAGAUUACGUGGCAUUGCCAUUACAUGCAAGGAUAAAGGAUGUUAAGGCGGAAUAAUUUAGAUAAUAGACUCUUAAACCAUUUAUUAAUUCAACUUUUGUUAUUUAAGUCAAAAACAUAUUAAAAGAAUACAAUCUGGAAGAUUUAUAUAUAAAUGAUGUAGAAAGAAGACUAAUAUUUCCAAAGGUCGGAACCAAUUAAAUAGAAGAUGGUAAUUUCCCUAUGCAUUACAUAUAUUCUUACAUCCAAUGUUCAAAUACUCUCAUACCUUCUUAUGACAUUAAAGCUUUGAUUAAAGUUAUUAAAAUAGAUCCAAUCGUUUCCGAAUCGGAUUCUACCAUUUUUGAAGACAAUUUAACUUAUCUUUCCAAAUUUGAAUAAAUAUAAGAUGAUAUUUAAUUAUUUUUAUGA